ACGGGAAUGUUGCUAUAAAUGCCGGUUGCAUGCAUCUUCAACUUUGGAAAUAUGUGUUGAAUAUAUAAACACUCAAUAUGGUAUCACAGAUAAGAAGAGGAGGAAUAAAACUUUUCUACCAAACCUCAGGACAAACACUUGUCCUGAGACAUGCAAAAAAUAGCAGCACUUCUUGGAUGUAUAAAACCAAAGUGGUUAUACCUAAAAUAGAUAAAGAUAAAUAUAUACCCACACAAAGAAGAGAUACAGUAAAUGUGAGAGUUGAUGUUUGUUACAUAGAUACUGGUCGAGAGAACCAUAAUGCCAAAGGGAAAACUGCAAUAAUACUUCAUGAUAUUCCUGGAAGUCAUAAAGACCUUUUUGAACUAAUCACUCAAUUAGCAAAAAAUGGAGUUCGUGUUAUUGUUCCCAAUUUUCCAGAACUUGGGUUUUCUGAAGUGGAAGUGCCUGUUGAAAAAAAAUAUGGAGGUAGAAGAUGGAGCAUUCUCAAGCCAGUCAGAUUAUUUGCUGCUUACCUUCAUUGGAUGACAGGCAGUCCCCACAUGUGGCAGGUUUUAAGGAAGCAAACUGACUAUGUUCACUCUACCAAGGAAAGAGCCAAUUUUCUGCUGGCAUUUCUAGAUACCAUUGGGGUAAGAAACCCAGAUGUGGUGGUAGCUCAUGGUUUAAAUGCCUAUCCUGCCCUGAUGAUAGGUGCACAUGUUUCAUGGGAUAUAUUCAGAACUAUUGUGCUUGUUACACCAACUCCACAUAAACCUUGCAAGGCUUUCAGACCAUAUUUUUUCACAUGUUUGUUGGCAGAUUAUUGGCAAUUUAAUUAUUUGAAUAGACCCUUUGUUUUGCUUGCCUUACGUUGGCUUGGUAGAAGAAUUGGGCAAAGUCACCUACCAGUUGCUCAUAUAGCUGCUAGUGCUAUGGCAAUGAGGGAGCCAGGAGAACAGGGGGCACAUGGUACUUUUUAUGAUGUAAAAACAGAUGGGAUCAUAGUUAAAGAGAAGAAAAUUCCUCUCACCUACAUAAUGAGUGAAAACGACAAACUUAUAGAAGCCAAUCUUUCUAUGGAGUUUGCCAAGAUAUUGGGAGUAACUGAAGAGCAGUUUGAUAAAUACAAGGGAGGAGUUAUACAGAAAAAAGCCACUUCACAAUGGGAGGAUUACUAUACCAAAGGAGUUUCCAUUGAUGAUGGCACGCAUUUUGUGCAGGGGAAGUACACUGAAUUAGUUGCCAAUGAAAUAUUGGACGUUUUAAAACAUAUGUAUAAUGUACAAUCUACAUAUUACUUACCAGUACAAAAAAGGAAAAAGAUACAAUUGUUUGAGUAGGUUUUAAAUUGUGCAAUCUUUCAUUCAGUUGCAGACAAGCAGAUGGCACCAUGAACGUUAGAGAUAACUUAAAACAGACCUCAACAUAUAGCAUCAAGGUUUGUUUCAAGUUAUCUCUGAACCUCAGCGUGUCGGCUGGAACAGUAAAAUGCAAAAUAUGGUGAAUUUGAUGGUGAAAUCAAGACAUGUAAGAAUGUGUUACUACUGCAUGUUAAA
This is a messenger RNA of Lingula anatina, 1538 nucleotides long. RefSeq lists its product as uncharacterized. NCBI's taxonomy places the organism in Eukaryota, Metazoa, Brachiopoda, Lingulata, Lingulida, Lingulidae. The record is from RefSeq and is a predicted model, not a curated record.